Pelagomonas calceolata is the source of this 1231-nucleotide messenger RNA. The record is from the annotation of a GenBank genome assembly. Lineage: Eukaryota; Pelagophyceae; Pelagomonadales; Pelagomonadaceae.
CUUAGCGUAGGCUUGCUAGUGUCUUACAGGCCGCUAGCCCCAGGUGCGCGCGGCCAAAAAAACGAGCCAAACAAGCUUCGUGCCUGUAGCUACAACACACGAGAGCACCUUUUGUAGCUGCCUUCACGAGCACAGGCUGUUUGUGGGAGCGCUAAGCCCACACCGACCUCCGGAGCCCUGCCCAAGAAUCUUGCUCUAGCUCAUACGCGCAGCGCGAGAGCCACAGGAAUUCUCCGUAGCCAGUCGGAUUCCCUGCCUGCGCGCAGCGCAUGCGAGCCAUCGAGUGCCUCUGCGCUUUCUGCAAGUUCUGCGUCGAAACGCGGCUCUGCGAGUGCCUCUGCGAGUGCCUCAGACAAGACUGGGGCCUCGGUCCCUACAUCGCGCCCUUGUGCAAUCCACUCCUCGAAGCUCUCGCGACACUCUUAACAGCCCUCGCGACCAUGAUUACGAGAGCAGUCCUCCUCUUCUCUACAGUGAGACAGUAUUUACUGAGACAAAUAAAAACCAGGGCGCCUUUAGUAACGGCCGUGCUCCACGCCGUACCGGUCAAAACCCUCGCCUUCCUCAAUGGAGCUGGUGUAGUCUCCGUAAUCUUCGCGUCGGUACAAAAGGUCCAACUGGACACGUUCGGCGCGGCCUGCGGCGCGUUAGCUUGUUUACUACUAACAUUGUCGAUGCGCAUCGCGACGGACGAGAGGAUGACGGAGACGUUCGGGGGUAUUAUGACGGGUACCUUGCGCCAGAAGACGCGAGCUCUACAUGAUGGACUAUUGUACGGCGCGGCAGGUCUGGCUUCCAUUGGCUUCGCGGUCAUGGGCGCGGAACGCGUCGCGGAGCACGUGUCGGACGUGGCGCCUCCAUUGGAUACGACGGACGUCGUUUGUUUGCUCGCAUUAGGUGCGCUUGCCUUACAAGUGCUCUGCGCGUCGCCGUUUGAUGCGGACGACCCCGCCCACCUCGCGUUCGCGGUCUUCGCGCACGACUGGAGCGCUCUGGCCCAAGCGGUGGCCGUGUCGACGCGCGGCGCGCUGAGCUUCGCUUCUUUGAUGGUCGUGGCCUGCCUCGUCGUCGCUCAUGUCGCGAACGCGGCGCAGCUGGAUAACGCGCGGCGCGAGCCUGCCGGCGAGGAGCCGGCACCGACGCCGGAGAAGCCUCCUCCGGUAGACGACGGCGUCGAGCGGGCGUAUGUAUAAGAUGAUAUACGUAUAGCUUAGUAGAGAUAGGGGACGGA